Messenger RNA from Ilyonectria robusta, 1470 nucleotides. Its product is annotated as cytochrome P450. The coding region runs from base 1 to 1470 and encodes 489 amino acids. The transcript has 4 exons. The record is from RefSeq and is a predicted model, not a curated record. Gene Ontology annotation, molecular function: oxidoreductase activity, acting on paired donors, with incorporation or reduction of molecular oxygen; iron ion binding; heme binding. Lineage: Eukaryota; Fungi; Ascomycota; Sordariomycetes; Hypocreales; Nectriaceae.
AUGGAUUUUGCUUACACCCAACUCCCUUGGGCCUCUGGACGCCUCGCAAUCCUCGUCAUAUACAACCUCUUUGUCAGCCCGCUACGAAGAUUCCCUGGCCCAAAAUCAGCAGCCGCUACUCCAUUGCCAUACUUGAAGGCAGUUCUUACCGGUCGAACGAGCCAAUACGUCUAUGGAUUGCAUCAAAAGUACGGGGAUAUAGUGCGCAUUGGGCCGAGAGAGCUGUCCUAUACCAAAGCCGAGGCUUGGAAAGACAUAUACGGGCAUCGGUCAGGCCAUGAAUUAUUUCUCAAAGAGCCCGCCUUCUACAUGGACCCGCCCAAUGGAAUUCCGUCUCUAUUCUCGUCCGAUCAUAAAUACCAUCCGCGCUUGCGUCGCCCCAUGGCACACGCCUUCUCCGAAAAAGCCCUGCGAAGUCAGGAGCCUCUUAUGAGAGUCUACAUCGAUCUUCUCAUCCAGGGAUUAAGAGGCAAGGCGGACACGGGCGAAGAUCUUGAUAUAGUUUCAUGGUUCAACUGGACCACAUUUGACAUCAUCGGUGAUCUUUCGUUUGGCGAACCGUUCGAUUGCUUGAAGACAAGAUCAAUCCACCCCUGGGUAAAGAUUAUCUUCGACACUGUCCGCGCUACAGCAGUAAUGGGUGCGAUCAGGAGAGCACCCGGUGCCCAGAGACUCAUUGAAUUCUUUAUUCCAAAGGGUGAAAAGGAACUGCCGAAACGGCACCAGGAAUUGACAGACGACAAGGUGGCUCGACGCCUGAAUUCAACAACUGAUCGACCAGAUUUUAUACAUUACCUUCUCAAGAACAAGGACAAACAAGACGCAUUGACAGAUCCCGAGCUGAGUAGUGCACUCUUCGCGGUCAUUGUUGGUGGCUCGGAAACGACAGCUACUUUACUUUCAGGCUGCAUUUACCUCUUGCUAAGGAAUCCCGACAAGCUGCAGAAGCUAGUUGAUGAAGUGCGUCAAACAUUCAAGUCGGACGAUGAAAUCAACUCGGUGAGCGCCAAUCAGCUAAAGUAUACUCUUGCCGUACUGGAUGAGUCGAUGCGCGUGUACCCUCCUGUUCCGAUUGGCAUGCCCAGAGAAGUGCCGAAGGGGGGAGACACUAUUCUCGGGGAGCAUAUUCCAGGAGGAACUAUUGUGUCGGUUCACCAAUAUGCCAGUCACCACUCGCCCGACCAUUUCCGAGACCCCGAGACCUUCGCUCCGGAGCGGUUCAUGGGAGAUCCUUACUAUGCCGAUGAUGAUCGCAAAGUUUUUCAACCAUUUUCCAUCGGAGCGAGAAAUUGUAUUGGUCGAAACUUGGCGUACGCUGAGAUGCGACCUAUCUUGGCUAGGAUUGUUUACAAUUUUGAUCUCGAACUUUCGGAUGAAGAGUACGACUGGACGGGAGACCAGAGGACCUUUAUUAUCUGGGAGAAGGGCCCCCUUAAGAUCAAGGUUCACAACGCUCAGAAGGUAGUCUAG